GCCCGCAACCAAGACGCCAGAGUGUGCAUACCUCACCGCAGUCUGACAGCCCCAGCAUCCGAGCUAUCAUUAUUAACAACUAUUUAAUCGAACCACGUCAAUUCUUCUCGCCUAAUUGACAUUGCAACCCAUUCUUUAAACCCCUAGUCGUCAAUUUUUGGACGACAACUUUGUCGUGAGUUUAUUGGAAUGGUACGGUCGAUACGGUUGAGCCCGCGUCAGAGCAAGGGCAAUAUCAGGAGCUCCAAUACGGAGCCGUGCAGCUGGCGACGUCUCUUCGUCAAGACUGGUGGUAAUUACUAGCACUGAGAGGAGCGCUGGGAGCCAGGGAAAGGGUGGUUCGGCAUCGAUCUGGACUACAACUUUCUCCAUCGCUGCCCGUCAGCUUCUCAAUCACAUCUAGAGGUCACCCACUUUUCACUUGCCACUUGCUGAGGCAUAGGACACCACAGACUCGCCGGCGAACGGUCGGUCAUCGCAAACUCCGGCUCAAUCACGACGAUGGCAACAACAACUCUGUGACUCCAUCGACGAAGUACAGCAUGAAGUUGGUGUCGUUGAACACGUUGACGGGUGCGGAGAGGGGCGGGGGGAGUAUGGAGUCCGGAGGAUGGCGGAACCGGACGCUGGGUCUCGUGCAGUCUGCUCGCUCACUCCUUCCCCGACGCGCGCGGACGACCGAGGAGACAGUCAACUUCGCCAAGUGUUCCGAGUCGGAGCGAGAGAUGUCGGUGUUGGAGAACGGGACCGGUCACAAUCUGGCGUCCCUGGGGAGGGGAUACAGCAGGGAGGGGGGAGAGGAUGAUAUGGAGCAGGCGGACGAGGUGGAGGUAUCCUCCCACCCGCGCAACAAGAUCUCCGAGUGGCAGGCGGGUUGGAACGUCACAAACGCCAUUCAGGGCAUGUUCAUCGUGAGUUUCCCCUAUGCCGUACUGCAGGGUGGGUACUGGGCGCUGGUUGCCAUGGUUGUGAUAGCAUACAUCUGCUGCCACACAGGCAAGAUCCUCGUCAACUGCUUGUACGAAGAAGACGAACAGGGUCGACGUGUGCGGGUGCGACACAGCUACGUGGACAUCGCCAAGCACGUGUGGGGCGCCCGCUAUGGCGCCCGUCUCGUCAACUGUGCCCAGAUCAUUGAGCUGUUGAUGACGUGUAUCCUGUACGUUCUGCUAUGCGGAGAUCUGAUUGUCGGAAGCUUCCCGGAUAGCCCUCUGGACCUCAGCUCGUGGAUCAUGGUCAGCACAGUGCCUCUGCUCGCGUGUGCGUUCCUCCAGAGUCUCCGACGGGUGUCCUGGCUGAGCUUCUGGUGCUCCGUGGCCCAUAUGCUCAUCAAUGCUAUGAUCCUGUUGUACUGCUUGACGCGGGUCCGCGAGUGGCGCUGGAGCGAUGUCCAGGUUCGUAUCGAUAUCUGGACCUUCCCCAUUUCUCUUGGCGUGGUCGUCUUUAGUUACACCUCACAAAUAUUCCUCCCGACGCUGGAAGGCAACCUGACGGACAGAUCCAAGUUUAGCUGCAUGAUGCACUGGACCCACGUGGCAGCGGCCAUCUUUAAAGUCAUAUUUUCCUACGUCGGAUUCUUGACGUGGGGCUUUGCCACCAAAGAAGUCAUCACCAACAACCUUCCCACCCAGUCCUUCAAGAUCGUGGUCAACCUCAUCCUCGUGGCGAAGGCGAUGUUAUCGUACCCCCUACCAUACUUUGCAGCCGUCGAUCUUAUCCAGACGUCCAUGUUCCAAGGCAAGUCGACCACGCCCUUCUCGCCGUGCAUCGACGACAACUUUCAGCUGAAGGUGUGGGCCCUGGGUCUCCGGCUUGGUCUGGUCCUGGUGACGACAGUGCUCGCCAUCUUCAUCCCACACUUCGCCCUCCUCAUGGGCCUGAUCGGGAGCUUCACGGGAACCAUGCUGUCCUUCGUGUGGCCCUGCUACUUUCAUCUCAAAAUAAAAUGGACGACUUUGUCGCGGGUUGACCGUGCGUUGGAUGUGACUAUUAUUAUACUAGGUGUUCUUUGUGGAACUGUUGGCAUGUACUACUCCGCGCAUGCGCUGACACGUGCAUUUCAAGGACUUCCUCCCGAUCCUUUCGGAAAGAAGCAGCUUUAACGCUAAGAUAGGUAGUCCUAUAUCCUGAUUCACCCAACCAAUGGAUGUACCUUCAUCUGUAUCUGAUGGGAACUCCAUGUACUAGCUCCCUGUGUGGGUUGAACGCUGUCACCAGGUGUAGGUAGGCGUGGACAGAUAGGCUUCAGAUAAGACUACUCCCACCUUUGCGUUUGUGCAUUUUUGAAAACCUAGUGCUGUGAACAUUCUUUUGAUGUAGACUCAGAGUUAGCUGCCCCUGUCAGUAGUGUUUAAUGCGACCUCGUGUCUGGUAGUGAGACUCUUCAAACAUCCGCAAGAGGGCGACACGGACUGAUCUUGUCGCAUUAACUGGCACCAUAUUUUCACAUUAUUUCACUCGCUGAUGAAAUGCUGUGGCGGCCGCGUUGUAGCACAGUUGAUGACCCUCGUGGGGACACGCCGGCGCUGACAUGAUGACUGCCCUCGGUUUUGUGAUUGUCCAUCACAUCGGAGUUGAUUAGUACAGUUAUUCCUGCAGAUCUGACCCAAUUGGACAGAAUCACCUUAGAUAUCGCCACUAUAGCCCCCUCCCGGGAACUCGUGCAAUAGGACGACUCCGCCUGCAAUAACUCCUCUCAUUCAACUUGUUCACUCAACACAGACCCUCUUAUCUGUGCACCAUCAGCCAUAUCCCUGCCACAUUCCCACCUUCGUCGUUUUCAGUCUUCUGUUCUGAACGUCCCCUGUCUUCUCACAUAUCUCUCUAUCCUGAACAUCUCUCACCCCGCCCACUAUCCUGAACAACAUCUCUCACCCCGCCCACUAUCCUGAACAACAUCUCUCACCUCGCCCACUAUCCUGAACAACAUCUCUCACCCCGCCCACUAUCCUGAACAACAUCUCUCACCCCGUCCACUAUCCUGAACAACAUCUCUCACCCCGUCCACUAUCCUGAACAACAUCUCUCACCCCGCCCACUAUCCUGAACAACAUCUCUAACCCCGCCCACUAUCCUGAACAACAUCUCUAGCCCCGCCCACUAUCCUGAACAACAUCUCUCACCCCGUCCACUAUCCUGAACAACAUCUCUUACCCCGCCCACUAUCCUGAACAACAUCUCUCACCCCGCCCACUAUCCUGAACAACAUCUCCCACCCCGUCCACUAUCCUGAACAACAUCUCUAACCCCGACCACUAUCCUGAACAACAUCUCUCACCCCGACCACUAUCCUGAACAACAUCUCCCACCCCGUCCACUAUCCUGAACAACAUCUCUCACCCCGACCACUAUCCUGAACAACACCCUCACUCUGCUCACUAUCCUGAACAAACACCCUCGCUCCGCCCACUAUCCAGAACAACAUCUCUCACCCCGUCCACUAUCCUGAACAACAUCUCUCACCCCGCCCACUAUCCUGAACAACAUCUCUCACCCCGUCCACUAUCCUGAACAACAUCUCCCACCCCGUCCACUAUCCUGAACAACAU
Molecule: messenger RNA, 3548 nt
Organism: Haliotis rufescens (red abalone)
Lineage: Eukaryota; Metazoa; Mollusca; Gastropoda; Lepetellida; Haliotidae
Product: vesicular inhibitory amino acid transporter-like
Exons: 3
Coding region: 543-2102 (519 amino acids)
Biological process (GO): amino acid transmembrane transport
Cellular component (GO): vacuolar membrane
Molecular function (GO): amino acid transmembrane transporter activity
Source: RefSeq, a predicted model, not a curated record